Molecule: messenger RNA, 2705 nt
Organism: Eurytemora carolleeae
Lineage: Eukaryota; Metazoa; Arthropoda; Copepoda; Calanoida; Temoridae
Gene: Grip71
Product: protein NEDD1
Exons: 17
Coding region: 25-2211 (728 amino acids)
Biological process (GO): mitotic cell cycle; microtubule nucleation
Cellular component (GO): pericentriolar material; centriole; ciliary basal body
Molecular function (GO): gamma-tubulin binding
Source: RefSeq, a predicted model, not a curated record
AAAGAUUCUAAAAUUAUCAAAUUUAUGGUAACUGAUAAGUUCUGUUAUGCCUAUUUUGCAUUACUGAUAAAUACUAAAAUCCUAAGCAAUUUUUUUACAAUUUCCAGAGUCGAUGCUAAAAUAAAGAUGGCAGACGGGUUACUAGCGACUACUGGCAACGGAUUGAAAAUCUGGGAAACGGGAACAUUCACCUCAAUAUAUUCGUAUUCUCCUGAGGUCCCUGGGCUGGGUGUAAAUUGUGCCUCAUGGAGUACAGAUAAUACUGGACUAGCCAGUAUACUGAAGGACGAGGACAAGGUUUUGUUAACAUUUAAUCGGAACUCUAAAUACUCGUCUUGCGAGUUUAAAACGGAAGGAAUUCUCAAACCUUCAUAUGUACAGUUUCCGAGGGUUUCCCAGAGUCAUGUUUACUUGUCGUCUAAACACGAGAUCCAUUAUUUCGAGCUCGCCAAACAGAGAUCUAGGAAGAGUUUCACCCUGAGCAGUAAUGUGAGCUGCUUUACUCCUAACCAGACUGAUACUUAUCUAGCGAUAGGAUGUGAUAACGGAUCCCUAGUUCUCCUUAAUAGGGCGUCAAACCAGAUUUCUGCGCCGUUCAGUGCGCCAAAGUGCGCUGGUCAACGGAUAACCUGUGUUAAGUACUGUCCCCGACGCGCUAGUUUCCUAGGGUCAGCUUGUGAGUCCGGGACGGUCAGCUUCUGGGACUGCAACGCGAACAAAAAUAUUUUCAACAUUAAUGAUCAUGUUGCUCCCUGCACAUCUUUCUCCUUCUCUCCCAUCAAUGAUAGUCUGGCUGUAUCCUGUGGUUUAGAUAAGAAAUUGAUAUGUCAUGACACGAAGUCGAAGAAGAGUGUGUUCAACCUGCUGAUGGACCACCCCUGCACCACAGUGGAUCUCGACACAAGUGGGUCAACCGUCGCCGUUGGGUCAACCAGGGGCAGGGUGCUCUUCUACGAUCUUAGGAAUAUGUCCCAGUGUGUGAAGAGCGUACAAGCGCACAAUGGUCGUGUUUCUUCACUCUCCUUUAUGCCACUACUUGACAAGAGCAAUGUUAAUCUUGUAAUGAGCGCGCACAAAUCUAUUUCUAAAUCUAAACACAGGACACAGAAGUCUGUUCCUGUUUUAAAAACUGUUAAAGAGGAGAGUAAAGAAAAUAUGAAACCUGAACUUGAUCAACAAUCACAGGUUGAGAGUUUAGAUGUUCAUAGUCCUGCAGAAUCAGAUUCCAGUGUAGUUACCACCAGGAGAGAUAGCAUAUCCUUCCUCUUCUCUCCUCUCCGAGAACCUGAAUCCAGUUUUACAGGGAGCACACCAAAUCCUACCAGCAGCAAAAGUUCGUCCCGACGAGUGAGCGAGGUUCGUCUGUCUACGGAGGGUAUAUUCUCUCCAAUACGAGACGAACAGAACAGUUUGAAUCUAAGCAGAAGAACAGUAUUUACCCCUGCUCUCUCUCCUCUCACCAGUAUACAGGAGGAAUCCUCCGUCCCACCCAUUCUCAGUAAUCGCGCUAUCGUAUCAGCAGCUGAGAUUGUUAAACCUAAACCCGUUGAAAAGCUAUGUCUUGACACUUUAACCGAGGUCGCAAGGUCACUGACCUGUUCUAGUUCACCCGUAUUUGAGUCCAUCUAUGAUACAGAGGGGUCGGAGCAGACAACAAGAAGUUCAGAACACGGAGGAAUACCUUUAGACAUUGAAUCAAGGCUUUCAAACCAAGAAUCUAGAAUUAAAUUACAAAAUCAAGAUGGCGGACAAGGUGAUCUCAACUCUGUUUUGGCGGCAUUUCCCGGUGUUUUUCUUGAUUCAGAGAUUAGUCCUCCUCUUCCUAAUAUUCAUCAUGGGAUUAGUUCAGCAUUCCAUUCCAUUAAUCCAGCGUUUCUUAGCACUCCUUAUACAGGUGAGCUGAAUCCAGAUUCUGUAUCUUCGAUCUCCAAACCUCGUCCUAGAGGGUCAGUAACCAACCCUGGAGUUAGCUCAGGAGCAGAUGGGUUUAAUAGAAGAUAUCUUGAGGAGGUUGUUAGUGAGGCCAUGCAGGACUGGUGUGGAGGAGUAGAACAGAGAAUACUUAACAUGCAUUAUAGUCUUAUCCGUAUACUUCAACAGCACCAGGAGGAUACCCGGGUCUACCUUGAGCAAAUGACCGGCUUGGAGGAACUUAAACGUGAGAACCAAAUGCUUAGACAACAAAAUGAAGAAUUAAAAAGAUUUUUCUAAUAUUAAGAUUUCAAAUUUUGGAUGUAAUGAAUAGCGAGAAGUAGCUGAACUACUUUGGCUCGGAAAGUGUUUAUGAAAAGUAAGUUUUACUUGGGAAACCUAGUUCAACUAAUUCUCGUGCUUCAUUAAUUUCGACCUCAGUUGAUAUUUUGUUUACAUUUCCUACAAAAGAAUUCGUUUAACAUUUACUAUUAAAACUGCAUUAUCUUAUGUUUAAAACUCUCAUUUAAUGUUUGAAAAUUCUCCAAUUUAAAAAAUCAAAAAGGAAAGUACAAGUGUUAAAAGUACUGCACUGACACAAAUGAUAACUCUUACCCUUACCAAGAUACGCUUAAAUUAUAUAUUUUAUACCUGUAAAUAAAGGGUUUAAAGAUACUUAAGUUGAUGCUGUACAAACUAAAUUUAGUUUUAGUUUUGGUCUCUUUAGCUACAAAUGCCAGUAAUGAUUUAGUUUUACAUGUAUUUUAUAUAAUUCAAAUAUAUCUAUUUAAGUA